AUGACAUGCAAUCCUUCUUGGAGUGAGAUGACAUCAGAACUUUUGCCUUUUCAAACACCACAAGAUCGUCCAGAUUUGCUAACAAGAAUAUUUCGUUCGAAAUUUGAGAAAUUGAAGGAUGAUGUUAUUAAUAAAAGAGUCUUGGGUAAAGUUAAAAGCUACAUGUAUGUCACUGAAUUUCAAAAGCGAGGACUGCCGCAUGUGCAUAUGUUAUUGGUCUUAGAAAGUAACGAUAAGUUGCGUGACCCAAAAGAUUAUGAUAGUAUGGUAAGAGCAGAAAUACCUAAAUUAGAAUGUGAACCACAGUUGCAUGAAGCUGUUGUAAGACAUAUGAUCCACGGGCCUUGUGGCAGAAUCAACCGAAAGUCUCCAUGUAUGAAAGACGGACAUUGUAAAAAAAGGUAUCCCAAACAAUUCUUGGAUGAAACACGUCAAGGCACUGACUCAUAUCCCGAGUAUAGGAGAAGGUUUGAUGAGUCUGUAUCGUUAGGUAAAGAUAGGUCUGUCGAGAAUAGAUGGGUGGUUCCUUAUAACCCUUGGUUAUUAUUAAAGUAUGACUGUCACAUCAAUGUAGAGAUUUGCAGUAGCACUAAAAGUAUCAAGUAUCUAUAUAAAUAUGUGUACAAGGGCCCUGAUCGUGUGGCUAUGGAGGUUCAUAAAGGAUCAUACAUGGAUGAAGUUCAGCAAUAUGUUGAUGCAAGAUGGAUUUGUGCUCCCGAGGCAUUAUGGAAAAUAUUUUGA
Messenger RNA from Lathyrus oleraceus (garden pea), 741 nucleotides. RefSeq lists its product as uncharacterized. The coding region runs from base 1 to 741 and encodes 246 amino acids. The transcript has a single exon. The record is from RefSeq and is a predicted model, not a curated record. NCBI's taxonomy places the organism in Eukaryota, Viridiplantae, Streptophyta, Magnoliopsida, Fabales, Fabaceae.